CUGUCACGAUUUGGGUCGCUCCCACAGGAGGACACCGACCGUCUGAGUCCAGCCUUAUCCGAGGUGCUCACCAGAGGAGACGGUGCACCCUGGGAGGAGAGACGCUGGACUGAGAACUCGGGAUUUGUCCUCCUGUCGGUGUCGGUGAGGAGAGGAGAGGGAAGGAGAGGGAAGGAGAGGAGAGGAGAGAGGGGGAUCUUCAGUGCUGGAACCACCAGCCGCCUUUCUUCUGUCGGGGCUGCGGUAAAAGUCGUUCACGAUGCCGGUGUUUCACACCAAGACCAUUGAGAGUAUCCUGGAGCCGGUGGCCCAGCAGAUCUCCCACCUGGUCAUCAUGCACGAGGAGGGGGAGGUGGACGGUAAAGCCAUCCCGGAUCUGACGGUGCCGGUGGCCGCGGUGCAGGCGGCGGUCAGCAACCUUGUACGGGUGGGGAAGGAGACGGUUCAAACCACCGAGGACCAGGUGAUGAAGAGAGACAUGCCUCCUGCGUUCAUCAAGGUGGAGAACUCGAGCUCUAAGCUGGUCCAGGCGGCUCAGAUGCUAAAGGCCGAUCCCUACUCUGUGCCCGCUCGAGAUUACCUGAUCGAUGGAUCCAGAGGGAUCCUGUCCGGGACGUCAGACCUGCUCCUUACCUUUGAUGAAGCAGAGGUGCGUAAGAUCAUUCGGGUGUGUAAAGGGAUCCUAGAGUAUCUGACGGUAGCUGAGGUGGUGGAGACCAUGGAGGACCUCAUCACUUACACCAAGAACCUGGGACCAGGGAUGACCAAAAUGUCAAAGAUGAUUGAGGAGAGGCAGCAGGAGCUGACGCACCAAGAACACAGACAGAUGCUCGUCAACUCCAUGGGCACUGUCAAAGAGCUGCUGCCGGUUCUAAUAUCAGCUAUUAAGAUUUUUGUAUCAACUAAGACCAGUCGCGGUGCCGGUGUUGAAGAGGCAGAGAUGAACCGGAGAUUUACCUUUGAAAAGAUGAGCGCUGAAAUCCACGAGAUCAUAAGAGUCUUACAGCUCACUACAUGGGAUGAAGACGCCUGGGCCAAUAAGAAGGAUAUGGAGGCUUUGAAGAGAUAUUUGGCUUUGAUUGAGUCAAAGAUGGCACAAGCUAAAGGCUGGCUCAAAGACCCCCAUGGACAACCAGGAGACCCCGGUGAGGUCGCCCUGCGUGUGAUUCUGGAUGAAGCUGGCAAGGUGGGAGAGCUUUGUGCCGGAAAGGAGAGGAAAGAUAUACUGGCAACCAGUAAGGCUCUGGGACAAAUGAGUGACCAGGUUGCAGAUCUACGAGCCAGAGGACAGGGCCCGACCCCGGGGUGUGUGCAGCGUGCAGGCCAGUGCUCGCAGGGCUUGGACUUGUUAUUCGGCAAAGUGGACAAUGCUGCUCGUAGACUGGAGGCUCUAAUCAAUGCCAAGCAGUCCAUAGCCAGGAGGCUGGACGCUGCACAGGCCUGGCUGGCUGAUCCUAACGGCGGUCCUGAGGGGGAGGAGAACAUCAGAGCGCUACUCGCAGAAGCCAAACGCAUCGCCGAUCUCUGUGAAGACCCCAAAGAGAGGGACGACAUCCUGCGCUCCAUCAGCGAGAUCGCAGGCCUCACCGCCAGACUGGUGGAGCUACGCAGACAGUUUAAACAGCAACGUCAUGUCAUCAAUAGAUGGCAUAUUCUACCUGCCUGGAAAAUAUGUUGUUGCCUGUCGACCAUAGGCAUGAGUCCUACAAUAAGGGGUAAAGGGGACAGCCCGGAGGCCCGUGUAAUGGCAAAGCAGAUCGGAGCAGCGCUGCUGAACUUGCAGUCCAAAACCAACCGCGCUGUGGCCAACAUGAGACCGGCCAAACCUGAUGUCACCCUGGAGGGCAAGAUGGAGCAGGCCCUCCGCUGGGUGAGCAACCCCGGAGUGGAAGACAGAGGAGUAGGUCAGGCAGCGAUCAGAGGGAUGGUGGGAGAAGGAAAGAGGCUGGCAGGAGGCUUGAUAGGCCCGUACCGGCAGGAUAUGAUUGGACGCUGCGACAGAACAGAAGGUCUAAUGACAAAUUUGGCAGACAUGGCUGGCAGGGGCGAGGCUGAGGCUCCGCAUGCACGAGCUACUGCCGCACAACUGCAGGACAGCCUCAAGGACCUGAGGCGGCACAUGCAGGAGGUGAUGACCCAGGAGGUAUCGGACGUUUUCAGUGACACCACCACCCCUAUCAAACUGCUGGCUGUGGCUGCAACUGCUCCCCCUGAGGCCCCUAACAGAGAGGAGGUUUUUGAAGAGCGUGCAGGGAACUUUGAGGCCCAUGCAGGCCGUCUGGGGGCGACCGCAGAGAAGGCUGCUGCUGUGGGAUCAGCCAAUAAGAGUACAGUAGAGGGGAUACAUGCUGCUGUGAAACAUGCCAGGGAUCUCACACCACAGGUGACCACGGCUGCUGUGAUCUUGUUGAAAAAUCCUGGGAAUAAAGCCGCAUACGAGCACUUUGACACCAUGAAGAAUCAGUGGAUUGACAAUGUAGAGAAACUCACUGGUCUGGUUGACGAGGCCAUCGACACCAAAUCUCUGUUGGAUGCUUCUGAGGAGGCUAUAAAGAAAGACAUCGACAAGUGCCGAGUUGCCAUGGCGAAUGUUCAGCCCCAAAUGCUUGUUGCCGGGGCAACAAGCAUAGCAAGACGAGCCAAUAGGGUCCUGUUGGUGGCUAAGAGGGAAGUGGAAAACUCUGAGGAUCCGCGGUUCAGAGAUACGGUGAAAAACGCAUCAGACAUCCUCUCACACACCAUCUCUCCCAUGGUGAUGGAUGCUAAAGCCGUGGCUGGGAACAUACAAGAUAAAGCUCUGCAAAAGGCAUAUUUGGACUCUUGUCUGAGGAUCCUGGCUGCAGUCGGAAAAGUUAGAGAAGCCUUCCAACCUCAGGAGCCCGACUUCCCUCCUCCCCCACCUGACCUGGACCAGCUCCAUGUGAGUGAUGAGCAGGCGCCACCUAAGCCGCCCUUGCCAGAGGGCGAAGUGCCCCCCCCUCGGCCCCCGCCUCCGGAGGAGAAGGACGAGGAGUUCCCAGAGCAGAAGGUUGGGGAGGUGCUCAGCGAGCCCAUGAUGGUGGCCGCCCGGCAGCUGCACGACGAGGCCCGCAAGUGGUCCAGCAAGCCUGUGGAGGAGGAGGCAGUAGAGGAGAGAGAGGUUUAUGAUGAAGAUGAGUUUACUGAUGGUGAGGAUGACUAUGAGCCAGAACUGCUGAUGAUGCCCUCCAACCAGCCUGUCAAUCAACCCAUGCUGGCAGCUGCCCAGGCUCUCCACCAGAUGGCGCGCAAGUGGUCCAGCAAGGGUAACGACAUCAUCGGUGCAGCCAAGCGGAUGGCUCUGCUAAUGGCAGAAAUGUCUCGGCUGGUGCGUGGUGGAAGUGGGAACAAACGAGCGCUGAUUCAGUGUGCUAAGGACAUUGCCAAAGCGUCCGAUGAGGUGACGAGACUGGCUAAGGAAGUGGCCAAGCAGUGCACUGACAGACGCAUCAGAACUAACCUGCUGCAGGUGUGUGAACGAAUCCCUACCAUCAGCACGCAGCUGAAGAUCCUCUCUACUGUCAAAGCCACCAUGCUGGGACGAACAAACAUUAGUGAAGAUGAGUCAGAGCAGGCCACAGACAUGUUGGUGCAUAACGCCCAGAAUCUGAUGCAGUCGGUGAAGGAGACGGUCAGAGAAGCAGAAGCAGCCUCCAUCAAGAUCCGCACAGAUUCAGGAUGCACCCUUCGCUGGGUGCGCAAGACCCCCUGGUACCAAUAAUCCAACCUGCUCACUGAAACUGUUAAACUUAGCUCUGAUAGCACACCUCGGGUAAAGGUAGCAAUACUCAUCAUGAGUAAACGUGCACUUAUUCAAAGAGGAAACUGAUGAUAGGUACCAUGCAGAUUUAUUCAAUCGAGUUCAGCUUUGCUCUCCAGCUCUCUUUAUCUGUAACUGUGGAAUCACGUAGGCUUAUCUGUGACAGUUUAUAAUAUAUAUUUUUGGUAUGUUGUGUUACAAGAGUAGGUAUAUAUUUUUUGCAUGGACAUUUUUCUAUUUUCUAAAGGCAAAUUAUGACAUUAAGAUACUGAUCUACUAGAAGACAUUUACUUUUAAUUCAGUUCUUUCAGUGAGAGUUUCUUAUUGUCUAUUGUACAUACAGUCAUUAUUUGUUUAAUGGACACUCAGCUAGGAGCUUUAUACACUGAGUUUGACACUAAAGUGUGGAGUCUUGUGUUGGCCGCUGAGCUCUCCUCUCUUCAUGUUUACGUUAAUAACACUGUUCUUAACUCAAGAAUAAUUCAAAGGGGAAACAUCAUCACUGCUGUCCGGUGAUUUUUAUACUUGAAGAACUAAAAAGGUCUUCUGGAUUAAAGUGUUAGGACUUAUAGGCAAAUGAUACCGUUUGAAAAAUGAUUGUAUAUUUAAAAAAAUGUAUGGUUGUCAAUAACUAAUGUUGAUUGCAGGAAGGUUUACACUCAGUUGAUAAGAGGUUUUCACAUGAUAUUUGCUGCAUGAAUGUCAGUAAGGGGAAGGAAGAGGUGAGUUGAGAUGUUUUUAAUGUGUGUUUGAGUUCUUUGUUUAACCUUUAUUCAACUUUAACAGUGAAUAAUGCCAAAGGAUUUGUUUUACAUGACUGUAAGCUUCAUAUAAUCUAUUACAAUUCAGGUUCUUGCAAAUAUCAAAACAGAACUUUUUCUUCUGAGGUACUUUUUGAGGUCUGUUAUUUUUUCUUAGCAAAACAAAAAGAGUAUUUUCUUCUUUUUUUUUUAAACUAAUUGUGGUGCUUUGUUUCUUUACUCUCUCUGUAACAGUUGAACUGUUUGGGUAGUUUAUUCAAAAUUCAAAUAUCAAAACAAGUCAUUUUAAAAGCCAUCAACCUCCUGCAUUUAGAUUUCUCUCCAUGUGUGAGCUCAGUAGUCCCAUCCUAAAUGCUCUGAAGCAUAAUCUGCACACACUUAACCCCGGUGGUUUAAGAACAAAAAACGUUAUAUUUGAUUAUCAGGCAGUGAUGCCAGUGUUUUUUAUUUGUUGUACGUUUUUGUCUGGAAUAAUUACACAGCAGACUAUUAAUUUAUGAUUGGUAACUCAAUAUUAAACGCAAUCAAUUUGAUUAAUGAAUACAUAAUUUCAUUUGCAACAGUAAUUCAUCAAGUUUUAUUGCACACUUUUACAAUGGCUGGGUAAAUUCAACUAUUAAAUGGAGAAUCUGUAUGCGUGUGUAUGAGUGAAGCCUCUUCACUUUAUCAGUAUUAGUAAGCCGUCCCCGUGAUGGUUAGUCAGGGCUCUACAUGUUAACCACAUUUUCCUCUUUAUUUGGCCCUACUGAGCAUGUAGCAGUCACUGAUUCACAACAGGGUGAACUUCUGUGUGUACUUGAUGUCUUUACACCCUGAAUGUACUCUGAUAGCUUCUCGCCCUGCCAACACAUCUGCUGUGCCUUGGAAGAAUAAAAGACUAAUAAUGAUGAA
Trematomus bernacchii (emerald rockcod) is the source of this 5430-nucleotide messenger RNA. RefSeq names its product vinculin-like. NCBI's taxonomy places the organism in Eukaryota, Metazoa, Chordata, Actinopteri, Perciformes, Nototheniidae. Gene Ontology annotation, molecular function: structural molecule activity; actin filament binding. Gene Ontology annotation, cellular component: actin cytoskeleton. Gene Ontology annotation, biological process: cell adhesion. The transcript has 24 exons. Bases 260 to 3739 code for a protein of 1159 amino acids. The record is from RefSeq and is a predicted model, not a curated record.